AUGGCCGACAUCAUGAACCCGGAGACGCAGACGUUGCAGGAGCAGACCCACCCACUCAUCGAUCUUGACGAGCGGGCGCCAAUCCCUCGGCUCUAUCAGAACAACUCCUUCCUAGCCAACUAUAGGUCCAAUCCAUUUCCUUGCAAUCCCAACAACCCAUUCUGGAAGCACCCAGCAAAGCUGGACAACCAGUUGACUACCCAGCAGAACUCGCAGCAGCAGGACACCCGGGAGGAAGCAAAGAACAACAGGGAGAUGGGUGGAACAGACGAGUUGCCCAUGGAGUGGUGUUUUCCCCCUGGGCACUUCCGCGGCCGCUAUUCGACGAUGCCUAGCGAGGCCGGCUCCUACGACUGGAGCGACCUCGACCAUUUGGCGUGCCAACCGUCAAACCCAAAGCUUCCCCUCCCCACAGCAUUUACAGACAAAGAGGACAAUGUGGAGCCAUACAUUGACCGGACGGCAUACUUCAUUGAGUUGCACAACAAUCGCUUCCGUGAAAACACUGAUCAGGUUUAUUUGUUCCUCCAAGGUUGCACGGGCACACUCGGUCAUCCAUGGGCUGCGGGCAUCAUGCGAUUGUACCUCAACAAGCACCACAAGGACGUCGUGCGGCCCCAGGUUGCCACCCUCCAGCAGGUCAUCAUGCGCUUCCGCAAGCGCUUUGGCAUCAUUGACAAGAAACGCUAUGCUCAGGCCAAGUUUGAACGUCUCCAGCAGGGUUCCCAGAGUAUCCGCAACGACGUAGCUGCCUUUGAGCAGCUCGAGUUAGAGGUGGGGGCUGUGGUUGUCCAAAAACUAAGUAAAUCAUAA
This is a messenger RNA of Peniophora sp. CBMAI 1063, 813 nucleotides long. The record is from the annotation of a GenBank genome assembly. Lineage: Eukaryota; Fungi; Basidiomycota; Agaricomycetes; Russulales; Peniophoraceae.